This is a messenger RNA of Adineta steineri, 1020 nucleotides long. Lineage: Eukaryota; Metazoa; Rotifera; Eurotatoria; Adinetida; Adinetidae. The record is from the annotation of a GenBank genome assembly.
AUGAAUACAAUCAAAUGGUUUUAUUUAGAAUGGUCUGUUACCGGUAAUAUGACUAAUGCACGACGAGACCACACAGCAUCUGUAUUAUCAAAUGGCAAAGUAUUAGUUACUGGUGGAUAUGGCAGUGAUUUUUUAAAUAGUGCUGAACUGUAUGAUCUAUCAACAGGUAUUUGGACAAUCACUAGUAACAUGACGAAUACACGAUAUGAUCACACAGCAUCUGUAUUGUCAAAUGGAAAAGUAUUAGUUACUGGUGGAUUAAGCGAUAAUGGUUAUUUAAAUAGUGCUGAAUUAUACGAUCCAUUAACAGGUACGUGGGCAAUUACAAGUAACAUGACUGAUGCAAGAACUGAGCACACAGCAUCUGUCUUAUCAAAUGGAAAAGUAUUAGUUACUGGUGGGUAUAAUGAUAAUAUUGGUAAUUUAGAUCGUGCUGAAUUGUAUGAUCCAUCAACAGGUACUUGGACAACUACUGGUAACAUGACUAAUGCACGACGAUUACACACAUCGUCUGUAUUAUCAAAUGGAUUAGUGUUAGUUACUGGUGGUAUUGGCCAUGAUUAUUCAAAUAGUGCUGAGCUGUAUGAUCCAUUAACGGGUACAUGGACAAGUACUGGUAACAUGAAUAACGCACGAUCUUAUCACACAGCAUCUGUGUUAUCAAAUGGACUAAUGUUAGUUACUGGCGGACAAGGCAUUGGUAGUAAUUAUUUAAGUAGUGCUGAACUGUAUAAUGGAUCGACAGGUACUUGGACCACUACUGGUAACAUGACUAAUGGACGAACACAUCAUACAGCAUCUGUCUUAUCAAAUGGAAAAGUAUUAGUUACUGGUGGAACCAAUCGUAAUUUUUUAAAUAGUGCUGAAUUGUUUGAUCCAUCAACAGGUACUUGGGCAACUGCUGGUAACAUGAAUAAUACACGAGAGUCUCACACAGCAUCUUUAUUAUCAAAUGGAAAAGUAUUAGUCUCUGGUGGAUUUGAUAAUAGUGGUAUUUUAAAUAGUGCAGAGUUAUAUUAA